This is a messenger RNA of Sorghum bicolor (sorghum), 2668 nucleotides long. RefSeq names its product alpha-L-arabinofuranosidase 1. Gene Ontology annotation, molecular function: alpha-L-arabinofuranosidase activity. The transcript is spliced from 17 exons. The coding region runs from base 361 to 2361 and encodes 666 amino acids. Gene Ontology annotation, biological process: L-arabinose metabolic process. NCBI's taxonomy places the organism in Eukaryota, Viridiplantae, Streptophyta, Magnoliopsida, Poales, Poaceae. The record is from RefSeq and is a predicted model, not a curated record.
UGCUUCACCGCGACAUUGGUGUGGUGGUCAUAGUGUUUUUUUUUUCUGAAUGUAUAUAUCUAUUCGUGCGAUUGAUCGAGUAAUUGAAAAAUGAUUGCACAUGGUUGCUUCCCCGCGAUGUGGUGCGGGAGUGAACGGAGAAGUAAAGCUUCAAACAGAAUGCUGAUGACGUCCCUGUCCGUUCCUAUCUUCCUUUCGCAUCAUCAUCUUCUUCUUCUUCUUCUUCUUGGCUAGCUUUGCUUCCACUCGUGCAACUCCUUUUUGUGCAAAUUGUUGGUUCCGUAAUGUAGUAGCGUGUGUGUACAUAUAUAUGUGACGCCUCUUUGUGUUUGAGCUGUGGCUUCGCUCAUAGCUUACACAAUGGGCGUGCAGAGAGCCAAUGGCGCUUCCUUGCUCCGUGCACUAGUUGUUGUGUGCGCCCUGUGCUGGGCAUUGUCUUCUCGGUGUGCGGAGGGGCAGAACUCAAAUGGUCAGCUGAGUGUGAAUGCCUCGCCACAGAAUGCUAGGAAGAUCCCUGAUAAGAUGUUUGGUAUCUUUUUCGAGGAGAUCAACCAUGCUGGAGCUGGUGGGUUGUGGGCAGAGCUUGUAAGCAACAGAGGAUUCGAGGCCGGUGGGCCUAAUACACCUUCCAAUAUUGAUCCAUGGCUGAUCAUUGGGGAUGAAUCAAGUAUCAUUGUUGGAACUGAUCGGACAUCAUGCUUUGAACGUAACCCGGUUGCACUUCGGAUGGAAGUUCUUUGUGCUUCUAAGAAAACUAAUGCCUGCCCGUCAGGAGGUGUUGGGGUCUAUAAUCCUGGUUACUGGGGCAUGAACAUUGAAAAAGGAAAGGUUUAUAAGGUGAGCCUGCAUAUUAGGUCAUCAGACACAGUGUCCUUGACUGUUUCCUUGACAAGCUCCGAUGGUCUACAAAAACUUGCUGCUCACACCAUCACAGGUAGCAAGAAAACCUUUGCAAAAUGGACAAAGAUAGAAUUUCAUUUGAGAUCCAACCAAAAUAACACCAACUCAAGGCUUCAACUUACAACAAGUAAAAGUGGGGUAGUUUGGCUUGAUCAAGUAUCAGUUAUGCCAAUGGACACUUACAUGGGGCAUGGUUUUCGGAAAGAUCUUGCUUCUAUGUUGGCCAAUCUCAAGCCUCAGUUUCUCAAGUUUCCAGGCGGCAACUAUGCCAUGGGAAAUUAUCUACGAAAUGCAUUUCGGUGGAGUGAGACUGUUGGGCCAUGGGAGGAAAGACCUGGUCACUUUAAUGAUGCCUGGGGAUACUGGACUGAUGAUGGACUUGGAUUUUUUGAGUUCCUUCAGUUGGCUGAAGACCUUGGUGCUUCCCCAGUUUGGGUGGUGAAUGAUGGAGCAAGCCUUAAUGAAGAAGUUUCCACAAAAACAAUUGCUUCAUUGGUUAAGGAUGUUGUUAAUGGCAUAGAGUUUGCCAGGGGAGGACCCAAGACAACUUGGGGUUCAGUUCGCGCAUCAAUGGGACACCCAGAAUCGUUUAAGCUUGAUUAUGUUUCAAUAGGAAAUCAAGAAUGUUGGAUGCUGUACUACAGAGGAAAUUACCAAAAGUUUUACUCUGCGAUUAAAUCUGCCUACCCAGACAUCAACAUUAUAUCAAGUUGUGAUAGGCCAACUAUUUCACCAUCCAACCCUGCCGAUCUUUAUGAUGUUCAUGUCUACACCUCUUUGACUAAUAUGUUUUCAAAAACUAGUAUGUUUGACAACACACCACGUGGAGCACCGAAGGCAAUUGUUAGUGAGUACGCUGUGACUGGGAAUGAUGCUGGCAAAGGAACACUGGUAGCAGCACUUGCAGAAGCUGCAUUUCUCAUUGGAUUGGAAAGGAACAGUGAUGUGGUUGAGAUGGCAAGCUGUGCACCCCUUUUUGUAAAUGACAAUGAUCGCAGGUGGAGCCCAGAUGCCAUCGUCUUCAACUCAUGGCAGCACUAUGGGUGUCCCAACUAUUGGAUGCUACACUUCUUCAAGGAAUCUAGUGGCGCCACCCUUCAUCCUACAGCCAUCCAGAUCUCCAACUAUGAUCAGCUGCUUGCGUCUGCCAUCACUUGGCAGAAUGCUAAGGACAGGAGCACUUACCUCAGGAUAAAGGUGGUCAAUUUUGGCAACCAAGCUGUGGAUCUCAACAUAUCCAUUGCGGAACUGCCCACUGGCAUCAAGAAGUCUGGAUCGAAACAGAUGGUUCUAACAUCCAGCAGCCCGCUUGACGAGAACUCCUUCCAGCAGCCAGAGAAGGUGGUGCCAGUGUUGAGCCCAAUGGUGAACGUGGGGCAGCAGAUGGGCGCGUCCGUGGGGCCCUACUCCCUCACCUCGUUUGAUCUGCUGCUGGAGCCGAGCAAGCAUGACAGCAUUUGAACUGUCAACUCAAGAGCAGGGGAGGAAAGAACAGAUAGAUGCUAGUACUAGUUGUAUUCUUCAGAUAUGGAUCUGUGCUGCUGCUGCUGCUCAAGAUGGUGUCGUAGACGUCUACUGUAUUUGCUAGGAAUAAGUGUGAUUGUCAUUAAGAUAUAUACCAAUGGGCACCAUUCGUGUAAGACCACUUUUUUUUCACCCGAUCCUGUGCUAUUACUAUAACUGUUAAGCAACAUUGGAUGGAGGAUUACAGAGUAGCUUGAUUCCUGUUGCACGAUCACUUGAUUUGGUAAUAGACCAGUUGUGGGAA